GUCUAGGACCCAUUCUCAGGGGAAAGUAAAGAAAUUACACAGCGACAUGAUGCGCCCACUACAAAAGGGAAACGAGGAGAGCUCUCUCUUUCUCUGCUCUUUGCUGCAGUUGGAAGCAUUCACCUGAAUUUUCUUUGUUGUUCUUUUUACUUCUGUUUCGAAGCUUUUUCUUUCUGUCUGUGGAUUGGGAUUUCUGUUCUUGAACAGUAUGUGAAGAGGGAUUUUCUUGGGAGGAAAAGGAGACAACUUUGUGUCCAUUCUUGAUCCUUUUGAGUUUCGGACUUCAACUGUUGGGAGGUUUUCUUUUGUGUUGAAAUCUUGAGACAUGGAGAGGGAUUUCCUGGGGUUGAAUUCUAAGAAUUCUUUUACUGCUAAGGAAGAGUAUGCUGGGGGAGGCUGUGAAGACUCUGGGUUUGCAAGGAGCUCAGGAGUUCCAUGGCCGUUGUCAAACAAGGCAUCUGCCCUCCCUCAAUUCAUGUCUAUGAAGUCUGAGCAAGAUGAGAAACAACCACCAAAGAAUUUUGGAGGUGCUGCCAUGAAGCAACAAUUUCUUGGCGGGAAUCCUCUUACAGGUCCUCAUGCGAUUCUUCCUUCAGCUGCCUAUGUGGCUAGAACAACCGAACAAUGGAUUAAUUGUAAGCCUUCCAGCAUUCCUUCUCAAAUGACCAUAUUUUAUGGUGGAACGGUGAACGUGUUUGAUGACAUCUCUCCCGAGAAGGCUCAGGCGAUCAUGUUUUUGGCUGGGAAUGGGUGUGUUCCAGCUAACGUGGCUCAGACGAAACUUCAGAUGCAAGCACCUGCCCCUAAACUUCCAGCUGCAGACCGCUUUUUGGUUAACCAAUCCCUGAGUAUGUCACCAGGCUCGGGCCUCCCGAGCCCUAUAUCUGUUUCUUCUCACCCCGUCGAUCGAUCUGGAGUUCCAGCUGUUAACAACGAUGAUGUCAAGGUAUCUAAGACUGUUGGCAUGCCAACCACUCUUGUUAACAGAAUCGAGCCUCCUAGGCUGAUAUCAUCAAGAGGAUCUGUUGCGGCGACUGCUAUGAUAUCAUCAGGUGUUUUUCUCACAGCUGUUCCACAGUCGCGCAAAGCAUCCCUGGCUCGGUUCUUGGAGAAGCGCAAGGAGAGGGUGAUGAGUGCAGCACCAUACAACCUGAGCAAGAACGCAGCUGAUUGUGGCACCCCGGAGUCGACCGGUUUUGGCUUCUCAAGUACUUCUGGUGUCGGCUCCAGCUCCGUCUCCACCAACAAGGAGACCGGAAGCGAGCCAUGAUCUUUAGUAGAAUAGUACUUAUGUAGCAAGUAAAUCUCUAAGCAUUUGAUGUUGUUGUAACUGGCAACUUACCAAUGGCCUGUUUCCUGGAACUAUUGUUCUAUAACUUAUAUGAAUCUGGCAAGCUUUCUAGUCUAUUAAUCCAUAGAUAUAAUUUCUUUGCAUC
Molecule: messenger RNA, 1436 nt
Organism: Sesamum indicum (sesame)
Lineage: Eukaryota; Viridiplantae; Streptophyta; Magnoliopsida; Lamiales; Pedaliaceae
Product: protein TIFY 7
Biological process (GO): response to wounding; regulation of jasmonic acid mediated signaling pathway; regulation of defense response
Cellular component (GO): nucleus
Source: RefSeq, a predicted model, not a curated record